This is a messenger RNA of Bursaphelenchus okinawaensis, 1050 nucleotides long. NCBI's taxonomy places the organism in Eukaryota, Metazoa, Nematoda, Chromadorea, Rhabditida, Aphelenchoididae. The record is from the annotation of a GenBank genome assembly.
AUGUAUAUUUGUGUGGUAAACGAAGAAAAGAAACAAAGAAGCUUUAAACCUUACGGUAAGUCACCAAAUCUUAUUAAGGACGUAUUUUACCGUGAACUCUAACAGAGCCAGACUGAGCCAAUUUUUUUGACUAGGCUCUUGAGUACACUUUUGCCAGUCUGGUCCCUUUCAAUUUUGUUUUAGCUCAGCCCAGCCAGGCGCGGAAUUAGGCCGAUGCCAGGAUUAACAGUCCCUUUUCAAGUUUAAUUUUUACAAAUAAUAGCAAUGGCUAAAACUGAAAAUAAUCUUGCAAAAAAUAAUUAUAGCUUGUGCAACUGAAAACAACGUGAACACAACGUUGAUCAAGCCCAACACUACCUGGAAUGAUCAAUAUUUUCGAUAUAAAUGCGAGAAGGACGACAAUAAACUUACUCUGAAGGCUUUGAGUAAGUAAAAAGAAUUAAAAAUAGUAAUGUAUAGUAUCAAGUAUACUAUAUAAUGUUUUAAAAUUAUGCUCAAAGAUCAAAAAUAGUAAAAUACGGCUUCUUCUAAUUCGUUUAGUUAUAAUUUUAGCUUGUCUACUCAGCGAUGUUCAUGUAACAGCAGGUACGACUAUUCGUAGAGGUGAAACUGAGUACCAAUGUGUUUUGGAUAACAGUGUUUAUAUGAAACUUAUUCAGAAAAGAAGUAAGUUAUUGUCAUUUAGCACAAUGUAGGAUAGGGUAGGGUAAGGUAGGGUAGGUAGGGUAGGGUAGGGUAGGGUAGGGUAGGGUAGGGUAGGGUUGGGUAGGGUAGGAUACGGUACAAUACGGUACGGUACGGUAAGGUACGGUAGGAUACAGUAGUGUAGGGUAAGGUGAAUUUUGGUAAAAUUUAGUAUCUUUAGCGUGCACUAUAUAAACUAACUAAUUACUUUUAGUGCUCCACGACUUCUGUAUGCCCGGAAACCAAAACGACAGUAUGUUAGAAAACGACCAAUGCCCAGGCUUGUCGAUAAGCGCCAUUCACGCUAAAUACGGCUCUGGAACGGCAGUGACUUUUGAUGAGAAGACUAUUGUCGAUGAGGAAUAA